Messenger RNA from Sordaria macrospora k-hell, 2151 nucleotides. RefSeq lists its product as uncharacterized. Gene Ontology annotation, molecular function: sequence-specific DNA binding; zinc ion binding; DNA-binding transcription factor activity, RNA polymerase II-specific. The record is from RefSeq and is a predicted model, not a curated record. Lineage: Eukaryota; Fungi; Ascomycota; Sordariomycetes; Sordariales; Sordariaceae. Gene Ontology annotation, biological process: positive regulation of transcription by RNA polymerase II; DNA-templated transcription.
AUGUCAACAAUGUCUUUCAACUGGGGUGAUCCAGACGCCGAUCUCCCAUCAGACUCGGAAGCGACUGAAGAAGACCUCCUCGACAACCCCGUGCUCAAAGUAUCGCGCCCAGUCACAGCCUGUACAAGAUGCCGGAGUGCCAAGAUCAAGUGUGACGGAAAGCUUCCGGCCUGUACCUCAUGCGUCAAGUUCGGUCGUGAAUCCGAAUGCAUGCCCAUCAGCGAACGCUUCAUCCGAGGAAGAGAACCAAACUACGUGAGAGCUCUCGAAGCUCGGGUCGAAAAGCUGGAGAAACAGCUCCAUUACGCUCGGUCGCAGAUGUCCUCACAGAGCCAGCCUGGUCCUGGUCCUGGUCCUGGUCCUGGUCCCGAUCCCGCCACUGCUCCCGGCCCCUUGGACCCUGGGAACGACGACGAUUGGGGUCCAGACCGCCGGGACUCUCUUGAUAAUAUCAGGGUCAACGUUGCGCAGAGGGCGGCACGCCUACAUGGAGAUGAAGAGAUAGAACAGGUUAUUGCCUCGCUAAGUUCAGAAGACCACGAAAAGACUCGCCUGUCUCUCGCCACCAUCAUCCUGGCUGCUUCCACCAACAAGUUCGUGCCACAGUCCCGGUCUGUCGGACUACCGCCUUAUGACAAGGCCAGUAAGAUAGUCGACUUUUAUAUGAGCAGCGUCCACCAGCUUUACCCGGCCUUCUCGCGUCGCAUCUUCAAUGGCCUGCUCGAGGACAUCUAUUCAACAAGUCAAAGGCAGUUCACUCCAGCAGAUUACUGGCUCUUUUGGAUGGUUCUUGCUAUUGGCUCCACAGCCCAGAGCCGACAGAAGGAUGACAGCCCUUACCUAGAUGGACUCGACUAUCUUGCCUGUGCCUUGCCUUUUGCCCAGGAAGUCCUUUCACCAGGCAACGUCAAGCAAAUCCAGUCACUUUUGCUCCUGACUCUUUACUCGACCUAUGACCCAGACCACUUCGACACAUGGCAGGUCCUGGGCUUCACUUGCCGUGCAAUUCUCGACCAAGGCCCAUUUGCAGACCCGCCUGAGCAUCACGGUAUGAGUCUGACCGAUGUCAAACUCCGUCGAAGGAUAUUUCGCAGCGCCUAUUCUCUAGACAGAGCCAUAUCCCUAGCCCACGCCCGCGCCUUCUCCUUCGCCGACGACGCCAUUCCCUCCGAAGUCCGCGACGCCCUCGCAGACAGCCCCAACAAGGACUCACCGACCACCGAAGCCUCGACCUACCUCUACCGCCUGCGCCGUCUCCAAUCGACCUGGUAUCAAUCCCUCUUCCAAGGCUCGCCCUCGCACCCUUUACCCGACUCGACUGCCUUCAUCUGGCGCAUGUGCCAUGACAUGCACACCUGGUUCUCCACCUUGCCCGUCUCCCUCAACGCUUCCAUCCGCCAAAUGCUCGAACUCGAAAUGUACUACAGCCAUGUCUUCUGCAUCUCGCCCGGCAUCCGGUCGCCGCGUCUCUCCACCUCCGGCGAGCUUUUGAUCUUCGAGUAUGCCAUCUCGUACAUCAGCGGCCUCUGCGGCCUAGCCGAUGCGCCGAUCAACACUGCGCUGUAUACCUUCCACGAUGUCCUGCGACUAUUCUUUGUCGGCACACAGCUCGCUGCCAUCCUUCGAUCCGAGGCCGCUGAUAUUCUGCUCUUUUCGCCACAUACCAUCUCGCACUCUGCGUCUCAGCAAGGCGGUGUCGCCCCGCCACCUCUGCCGAGGAAGAGGAUCUCGGACAUCAAUACUACCCUUCUCAACAUUGACCGGGCGAUAACUGCGCUGGGACAGAUCGGCAAGCUACUAGAAUGGUACGGUGCUCGGUGGGAGGAUGCGCUGUCGCUCGGAGAGACAUUCCAGAUGUAUUCUCAGGAUCUAAUGGAGACGCUUAGGGGGAAGAAACAGCAGAUGGGGCAGAGGCAGGUUCAACAAGGCCAGAUGCAAAGACAGGGACAAGGACAGCCACAGGGACAAGGACUAGUACGGGCACAAACUCAGGGACCGGGUGGAUGGGAGAACCACCAGGAGCAACAAUUCCAACAACAACAACAACAACGCAUCAUCAACAACAUCAACGACAACAGAACUCGGGACCACAGCAUCGGCCUCAACCACCGAUGCAACAACAGACUUGGCCGCCAGGCGGAUAUUCGUUGA